CGCGCAUGCGCAGUGCUGAGCUAAUGGAGGUUACGGGUUUCGGCUUUUAAACGUCCGGUGUUGAGCGAAGUGACUGAACAUCGCUAAAGCCUCAGGGGGAAAUUCCUCGCAGUUUAUUCGACAUCAGCGGAUCGGAUCUGCCGGGAGCGAGGAUGGCGUCCGACUCGCCGUCUUCCUCCUGUAAAGGGAUCAUGACGUUUUACCCGACGAUGGAGGAGUUUAAGAGCUUCAGCCGCUACGUGGCGUAUAUGGAGUCUCAGGGAGCGCACAGAGCCGGACUGGCCAAGAUCGUCCCUCCGAAGGAGUGGAAGCCCAGACGCUCGUACGACGACAUCGACGACUUGUUGAUCCCGGCGCCGAUCCAGCAGGUGGUGACGGGUCAGUCCGGACUCUUCACACAGUACAACAUCCAGAAGAAGCCCAUGACCGUGAAGGAGUUCCGCAAGACGGCCAACAGCGACAAGUUCUGCAGCCCUCGCUACGACGACUUCGAAGAGCUCGAAAGGAAGUACUGGAAAAACGUGACCUUCAACCCUCCGAUCUACGGAGCCGACGUGAACGGGACGCUCUACGACCCCGACGUCGACGAGUGGAACGUGGGCCGCUUGAACACCAUCCUGGACACGGUGGAGAACGACAGCGGCAUCACCAUCGAGGGGGUGAACACGCCCUACCUGUACUUCGGCAUGUGGAAGACCACGUUCGCUUGGCACACGGAGGACAUGGACCUCUACAGCAUUAACUACCUUCACUUCGGCGAACCGAAGUCAUGGUAUAGCGUGCCUCCGGAGCACGGGAAGAGACUGGAGCGUCUCGCGAAAGGAUUUUUUCCCGGAAGUUCUCAAAACUGCGAAGCUUUUCUCAGACACAAGAUGACUCUGAUCUCUCCCUCCAUUUUGAAGAAAUACGGCAUCCCUUUUGAAAAGAUCACUCAGGAAGCUGGAGAGUUUAUGGUGACGUUCCCGUACGGCUACCACGCCGGAUUCAAUCACGGAUUUAACUGCGCCGAGUCGACCAACUUCGCCACGCAGCGAUGGAUCGAUUACGGAAAGCAGGCCAUUCUGUGUUCCUGUCGGAAGGACAUGGUGAAGAUCUCCAUGGACGUGUUUGUGAGGAAGUUCCAGCCCGAGCGCUACGAGUUGUGGCUGGCGGGGAAGGACAACGCUCCCAUCGAUCACACCAAACCCACUCCAGAGGCGGCGGAAUUCCUCGGAGGCAAGAAAGGAAACUUCGGCCAUCGAGAGCCUUGUACACAGAACCAGAGCAACGACUCGUCUAAAAAAAGCGUGGCCAAACAGAGAAUCGGUACCAAGCGGCACCGUGUGUGUUUGGAGGUACCGGAUGACGUUCUACCGAAGAGCGACGCGCCGUAUGACGACUCGGAGUACGGGAAGAAGGGACGCCUGUCUCCACGCGCCGAUCCGAGCCGGGACAACACCGAGUGCAGCAGUCAGUCGAGUGUAAAAUCUCCAGACGGCAGGAAGUGGCUGAAGCUCGGCGAUCGUUCCGAGAGGGCGGUCUGCGUUAAGUCGGAGAACGCCGCUGUGACCUCGGGCUCGGCCGCGGCGUGUCCUCAGGCCCAGAGGAAAGGCCACCUGUCCAUCGCCACCGUCCCCAUGGCCCCUCACUGCCUCUCCGCCCUGCCCUGGACCUCCAGCAAGCCCGGGGUGGCCAGCCUGCUCUUCCACAGGACCCUGAGCCCCUCCGACGCCCUGCAGGUCCACACCUACGCCGCCAAAGCCUCGCUCUGCAAACCUCAACCUCCCAGGGUCCAGGACUUCAGGAAGUCCGAGUCCGAGUCCGAGUCCGAACCCACACCUGAGCUGAAACCCAGCGCAGACACUCCAGAACACAGCGCGGACACACACGAGGAGGAAACGGAAGAUGAGAAGGAGAACAAGAGCAUGAAGAGGACGCUGCAACCCCUCAGCAAUCUGCCUCACCUCCACCCGCUGCUCAGAGAGAGCUCCAGCGAUGAAGAGCUGCAGGAGCAGGUGGAGAUCGAUGAGGACUCUCAGGAAUCGGACCCCUGGGCCCGGCUACUCACGCCCCUCUGGCAGAAACGGAUACUGCGCAGCUUUAAAGUCGAGCGGGAAUUCAACCGGCGUGUGGGUCUCCAGCCUCCGUACUGCGCCGUGUGCAGCCUCUUCCACACGUACGAGCAGAGCGAGCUGAGAACUCUGAUCCAGGGAACGUCUCUAUCUCCCGGACAGGAGAAGCUGAGGACGAAGCCUCUGAUCCCGGAGAUGUGCUUCACGGGAAGUUCGGACGGACAGCUGUCCACUCCGAACCUGGACGAGGACGGCACCAGUCCUCUGGUCAGCUGCACGGUGUGCUCCGUGCGUGUACACACCAGUUGCUACGGAGUGCCUCGAGACAGCAAUCUGGACAGUUGGAGGUGUUCACGCUGUGAGGCUAACGCUUUUACUCAGGACUGCUGUUUGUGCUCUUUAAGAGGAGGAGCGCUGCAGAAAGCCAACAAUGACAAGUGGGUGCAUGUAUUUUGUGCUGUAGCAGUUUUAGAAGCCAGGUUCGUGAACAUCGCAGAGCGCCGACCGGUUGAUCUCAGCGCUAUACCUCUACAGAGAUUUAAACUGAAGUGUCAGUACUGUCGGAAGCAGAUGAAGAGGGCGUCUGGUUGCUGCGUUCAGUGUUCCCACGGCCGCUGCUCUUCCUCAUUUCACCCUACGUGCGCUCAGGCGGCCGGCGUUCACAUGCACCCCGACGACUGGCCCUUCGUCGUCUUCUUCACCUGCUGGAGACACAAAGGAGGCGCGAACAUCGAGCGCAACACGGCGUCUCUGCGGGAACUGGUGGAGGGACAGAAAGUCAUCUGCAAGCACAAAAACGGACGGUACUACCAGUGCGAGGUGGUGGAGCUCACCAAAGCAACGUUCUACGAGGUCAUCUUCGACGACGGCUCGUUCAGCGACAACCUUUUCCCGGAGGACAUAGUGAACAGAGACUGCGUGCGACUCGGGCCUCCAGCUGAGGGUGACGUGGUGCAGGUGCGCUGGACAGACGGACUGAUCUACGGCGCGAAGUUCGUAGCGGCUCACAUCAUCCCCAUGUACCAGUUGGAGUUUGAGGACGAGUCUCAGCUGACGGUCAAGCGGGAGGAAGUGUACUGUCUGGACGAGGAGCUGCCCAAACGCGUAAAGGCCCGACUGUCCGUGGCGUCGGAUAUGCGCUUUAAAGGAGUCUUCGUGGAGAAGGAAGUCAAGCAGGACACGAAAAGACAGCGCUUCAUCAACUCGCGCUACAGAGAAGACUACAUCGAACCGGCCAUCUACAGAGCCAUCAUGGAGUGACGUCACGCUUCGCACAGACACGCCUUUAUGCCGAACGCUCUGGACUCUGGUUCUGUUUUUAAACGCGGCUUUUUGUUUUGUUCUUAUCGCAAACGGCGACUUCCAAACAUGACGGCCACGUCGUGUGUAAAAGCGUUUGUGCAGAUUAAGUUGUUUGUUUUUUUGUUUUUUUUUCCCUGAAACCCUGUUCGAGCUCCUUAAUCCUCUCUUACCCCAUUUUUCCACUGACACGGUGCCGCUGAGGUUAAACUCCAAACCACAUCAGUUUACAAGCCAAACUGUUGUAUAAUCAGACCUGUGAGCCUCUGAAUACAACCGUAAACCCUGCGUAUGCGCUAGCAAGCCAUCAUUUUGUACGACGUUUGAACUGAGAUUUUCCCAAUUUUAUGCAAAUUAGGUACGACUCAGUAAACAAGCGACAAAUCCAAACGAUCGUCUCGAACGAUUCCUCGGAACGACCCUGUGCUCCGACGUUUCUUCAGUUCCCCGCUCGCGGCUUUACUUCCACAAUUAGUUCCGCUGAAAUGGAAGGGAAACUUUAAAAUCCUGUCACGUACAACCUCUCAUUAAAUGUGUACAGAGACAUUAGGGGAAAAAAGGGAAGUAAGUGAAAGGAAGGAAGUCGGGAAGCGGAGGUUGUUGUGGCCUCUAUUGAGUCUACGGUGCUAGUACACUUGCUUUGCUAAUCUAAUCUGACAACAGAGUUAGUAACAUGGAAAGCGAUGUUAAAUAUAUUUUUAAAUAAAAGUGGUGUGUAUAAAUAGUAUAGUGCGCUAUAGGCUAUAUGUUUUGAUUAAUCAUCAGAACGAAUCAAAAAUGAAACUAGACAGGCCACGCCCACAAGAGAUGACCUACAAGCAACACGAGUGGCUUGUUCCUACUCACUAGUGACGCUCCGAGUAAACAUGAAUGAAUUCUAUCACUCUCGCAGCGACAGUCACACAAAAAUCUGUCAGGUUGAGAGUGACGUGCGAGAUCCGUGUCGUAUCGUUAACGUGACGCAUUUCACGUGACGCAUUGUAAAACUCAAAAUGAUACUGAUCUGAUGUUGCAGCCUAAUUAUAGGCCCGGUGAAUUUCUGUUUAUAAGUGACACAAGUUCGAUAACGAACUUCCAAUACACGGGAAUGCUUACAAUGAAUAUUUGUAAGGUUUUAUCUGAAAGAUGGGCGGCAAAAAAUAAAACACAUUUUUGUAGUAAGUGUUGCGGAUUUAUCCUGAACACAUUUUGCUAAACGCUAGCGUUCUUAGCAUGAUGAGUGUAGCAUUGUUGAAAUACUUUAACUUGAGCUGUUGUGACGGUGAGGAACUGACGCUCUGUGCGAACAGAAUCUCUUGGUUUCCGGUCCGACACCAUUUCAUGCUGGAAAGGAGCAGAUUUCGGUAAAGACCGGAGCAGUUCCAGAUCUCACAGCGGCUUUCGAAUGUCAGAGGAACGCGAGUGAAGUUUUUGAGAGAACUUUAAGAUAUUAAAACAAGAAAAACGACAAACUUGUCCUCACAAAUCUACGCUCGCUAUAGUCACUAUGCUGUACUGUAUUGACUCUGAAAAGUCUGUCUGUCAUCCAUGCAUGCUAAUUAACCUGGCUAGUAAAAGAUAUUCUACCGACAGCCUGAUGGCUUCUCGGCUGAUGUGCGUAGUGCGGCAGGUGGCGGGAUUCGGACGCGCGUGCUGUAGUAUUGGGAUCAAGUUGCAUCGCAGCACCGUGAAGCGCAUUACGUUUAAACACACGCUUAAUGAAUGAACUUUCGUUUUGCAAACAUCAGUAAGAAGUAGGGUGUGUUUCUUUUUUUUAAUUCUAAUCCGCAAGGAAACUAUGAAUUUAAAAAAUAAAUAAAUGAAUAAAUAAAUAACAGCGUGGAAACGGCACGGAAAUCUGGGAAUCACAGGUGCUCGGGAUGCCAGAUUGUCCGUCCGUGAUGUGACAUUUUUGUAGCAAUUUUGACGUUUCCGACUAUAUUCCUGUGAACUUGACCAGCAUCCAAACAAAACUCGUAAGAAUUCCUUCACCCAAGAAGAAGAAUUUGUCCAAAUAUCUCCUGAGAGGAGAGGGAAAUAAAUAAAUUUAAAAAAUCUUUUAGUAAAGACUGGAUCGGAUCCAGGAGCUAAUUCACCGGCGGCUCCUGCACCAGCACCGUGUCUGUGGAAAAGCGUUUUUCCGAAACUCCUUAUUGUUUAUGGUUGUUAUGAUAUGGAUUUCCAGACACAGAGCGAAUGCAUUAAAAGCAGGAUAUUUCAUCAGCGCUACUUCGCCUAGCAAUGAAAUCAAAAUAAUGGGAAACGAUUAAUUUCCGAGUUCCCGCUAUUCGCAAUCUCGGCGCUUGGGUGCCGUAUCCCGUUCAAACUGGACACUUGAGUACGUCGUAUACGUUUGUUAGCAUGGGCCGGGAUUUCCUGCUAACGUUCAAUAGAUAAAUCCGCAGGAUGAAUUAUAGCGCGUGUUCACUGUGUAAUCUACUGUAAAGAUAGAAGUUUUUUUUAGGAAGCUCUAGCUUUAUAUUCUCCCUCGCUUAUUUUCUAGGAUCAAAUUCUGGGUUACUGUUUAAUUUAUAUCUCGGAUUAGUUUUGAUGGUUGUUCUUUAUCUUCUGACAGUUCUCACGAUUUGGCUUUGUUUAAAAAAAAAAAAAAAGAAAAAGAAAAAAAGAUGUAUUUAUAUGUUUUGAUUUUGCGAAUCGCGUUUUUGUUCCCUUCCAGUUUUCUACUCUUUUUACUCUGUCGAUAGUUAGGAAUGAAUAUUGGCAGUUUAAAGAAAAAAAAAACAAAAACAAAACGGAUGCACUUACAGACCGUUUCUCCUCUCCCCCUGAAUUCAUUGUGUGUAUUUAGUAAAACAAGGAAAUCUUUCUUGAAUAAUGUCUCUGUUUAGAGACAAUCUGGUUCUAGUAAUUGUAAACUCACGACUGCUUCCUUUCUUCAUUAAAGCAGCUUGAUUUGGA
Pangasianodon hypophthalmus (striped catfish) is the source of this 6248-nucleotide messenger RNA. It is a transcript of the gene kdm4ab, whose product is annotated as lysine (K)-specific demethylase 4A, genome duplicate b. Gene Ontology annotation, biological process: chromatin remodeling. The coding region runs from base 153 to 3311 and encodes 1052 amino acids. Gene Ontology annotation, molecular function: histone H3K9 demethylase activity; histone H3K36 demethylase activity. The transcript is spliced from 22 exons. Gene Ontology annotation, cellular component: nucleus. The record is from RefSeq and is a predicted model, not a curated record. NCBI's taxonomy places the organism in Eukaryota, Metazoa, Chordata, Actinopteri, Siluriformes, Pangasiidae.